Molecule: messenger RNA, 799 nt
Organism: Brassica oleracea var. oleracea
Lineage: Eukaryota; Viridiplantae; Streptophyta; Magnoliopsida; Brassicales; Brassicaceae
Product: superoxide dismutase [Cu-Zn]
Exons: 8
Coding region: 130-588 (152 amino acids)
Biological process (GO): removal of superoxide radicals
Molecular function (GO): copper ion binding; superoxide dismutase activity
Source: RefSeq, a predicted model, not a curated record
AUAUACAAGUACACAAAGACAAACCAGCAACCACAAAGCAGCUUCUCCCCCCAGAUUAUUCACUUCCAAGGCAUUUCAUCUUAUUCACUUCCAAAGGGGUACCCUGAGAUCACAAAGGAUCACAAAACUAUGGCCAAGGGAGUUGCAGUUCUGAACAGCAGUGAGGGUGUUAAGGGGACCAUCUUCUUCACCCAUGAAGGAAACGGUGCCACUACUGUGACAGGAACUGUUUCUGGCCUUAAACCUGGUCUCCAUGGUUUCCAUGUCCAUGCUCUUGGUGACACCACUAACGGUUGCAUGUCUACCGGUCCACAUUUCAACCCUGAUGGUAAAACUCACGGUGCACCGGAGGAUGCUAAUCGUCAUGCUGGCGAUCUAGGAAACAUCAUUGUUGGGGAUGAUGGAACUGCCACCUUCACAAUCACUGACAGCCAGAUUCCCCUUAGUGGUCCAAACUCUAUUGUCGGAAGGGCCGUUGUUGUCCACGCAGACCCUGAUGACCUCGGAAAGGGAGGCCAUGAACUCAGCUUGUCUACUGGAAACGCAGGCGGCCGUGUUGCUUGUGGUAUUAUUGGUCUUCAGGGCUAAGCUGUUGCUUUUCGACGAAGAGAGUGAUGUAAUAAGGAGGUUCGACCUCUAGACAUGGCUAGUUUGUGUAUCUUUGGUGUGUGUGUGUGUGGCUGUAAUAAUUGAGCUUAGUGGCUCAUUGCUUUUGGUUUAAGACGAAAGAACACAUAAUGUUUUCUGUUUCAUGAAUAACAGAGAUGGUUGAAAACAAUAAAAUAAUAUUGAUAUGAUA